Messenger RNA from Diversispora eburnea, 1482 nucleotides. Lineage: Eukaryota; Fungi; Glomeromycota; Glomeromycetes; Diversisporales; Diversisporaceae. The record is from the annotation of a GenBank genome assembly.
AUGGUUAUUCCUGACAACUCCAAACUUUCACCAGUUGCGUCGCUUAUUAAUAAAUUUGAACAAAACCCUGAAGGAACGACUAGACGACGUUCUCUCAGUCCAGUUGGUAAAUUAGUUCAUAACUAUGGAGCAAAUAACAAUGGUCAGGAGGAAAAGCCUGAAGUGGGUUCAACCGUUUCAACAAUAACUACUAUCGUUGCUAUAGAAAAAAAUACUAAUCCUAGUGAAGUAAAAGAGGAAGUUAAUAAUGAAAUUGGUAAUAUUGAGAUCAAGGUGGAGGAAAAAUCAGCUCAAGAUACCGAAGUUAAAGAAGUUAUCGAAGUUACUGAAGAAGUUAUUGAAGUUCCGUUAGUGAUUGAAGAAGAACACAAAGAGGAAAUCGUCGAGAAAAAAUCAGAAAGUCAUUCAGAUACCGCAACUGAAGCAAAAACCACUAACGUAGCUUCGUCCUCCUCUGCUAAUUCUACUGCUCAUAAAAAAAAGAAAAUUGUAUCGAGCUCUUUACCCACUUCUAGUGUGUCUAAAAAAACUUCCACCACUACUAACAAAUCUUCCGCCAAUGUUCCAAAAUCGUCGACCACACAUAAGAAAUCUACCACUAAUAUUGAUAAAAGCAAAUUAUCCACCAGCACGGGUUCAUCAACCCAGCGUUCCAAAUCUCCAUCUUCAAGGUCUACAUCAACUACAACAAAAACGAAGUCUACUUCCGUCUCCACCACAUCGGUCCCCAAAGCUACAGUAAAAUCCUCCACUGUAAAAUCUUCUGUUCCUCCUAGGACGACGAAUGUUGGUACAAAAUCAGUUCCCCCCAAAGAUAAAUAUGUCGUUAAAAAAGAUGCAAAAGAUACUAAACCUCAAGAAAAAAAGGUUCGAGAGAAAAAAGAUUCUGAUAAGAAAGAUUUGAAAACCGCGGGAAAUAAGAAAGAAUCAGUUAAAGCUCAUGACAUAGAAUCUAAUACAAUGGAAGUUAAUCUAGUUGAUGUUAAAGUUGAUAAAGUUGAAAACACUGAAACUGAACAUCAUGAAGAGGUACAUGAAACUAAAGAGCAAGAAAUUCAUGUAAAGGAAGAAUCAAAUGAAUCAUACGAAUCAAAUGAAUCACACGAAUUACAUGAGAAUGCUAGUGAAAUUUCGGUCACAGAAUCUCAAGGAGAAGGUUCAGUUAUUGAGACACAUUCCGAAUCGGAUCACCAAUCCAAUGCCGAGGUCAAUACUGUUGAAAGUCAUAUUGAAGAGUCAGAUGAAAUUCAAGUGGAAAAAACUGAUGAAAGUCAUAUUGAAGAGUCGGAAGAAAUUCAAAUGGAAAAAACUGAUGACAAGACUGAACACGUCGAAGUGACUGAUAUUCAUAAUGAUAAAGAUAAAGAAGUUCAGGAAACUUUUGAGUCGACCACAGAAAUCACCACACACACUAAGCACAUAAGUUCUGAUUCUGUUGAAGUAACAACCAUUGAAACAGUCGAAAUUGAAAAGGAAUUUUAA